GCUUCAAUGCCGGCAGGUUACAAGUCGGAAGCCACACUAGGCAUUCAUAAAUAAAUAUCCUGUAUGAGAAUUUACGGUUUUAGGUUUUAAAAAUAUAUUACUGCGAUUAAAAUGUCGCUCAACGAUGGAUUUCAUCCGGGUAAAGGAAAGCACCGCGCGAUGCCGGAUUACCAAAAGAUCAAGCAAUCCGAUCUGGAACAGCUCUUCGAAAAAAAGUUUCGCUAUCAAAAACCCCGAGGAGAAGACAAUUGGACCUUGCCAUCAUUGGACCAACCACUCUUUUCGGAAUUUUACCAGUUCGAUGCUCUCCAGGGCCUCGGGACACAGCUUAAUGCUGUAAAGAGCCGGCUCAAUGAUUACAGCACCCAGGAGUGGAGUGCUCAUACUAACCGCCGCGAUCCCUCUGGAGAGGUAUCCUGGCGCCUGAAGAACGAAACGAAGGCGGAGUUCGUUACUGUGGCUUGGUGCAAGUUCUUUGAGUGCCUUCAUCGCUAUCCGCUAAUCAAGAAUCCUGUGGUGAACACCCUUCACCUAUGCGAGGCUCCUGGAGCAUUCAUAGCCUCCUUGAACCACUACCUGCACAGUACCUACAAAGAGGAUGAGAUCCGAUGGCGCUGGCGCUCUACGACUUUAAAUCCCUACUACGAGGGUAAUGCUCUUAAUGAGAUGAUAACCGAUGAUCGGUUUAUAUUCCAUACUCUGGACAAUUGGCUCUUCCACAAAGAUUUGACAGGCAAUUUGCUUAAUGUGUCGAAUAUCGAAAGUAUGGCUGCAAGGUGUGCCGAGGAUUUCCAAGACAAAGUGGAUCUCAUCACUGCUGAUGGCUCCAUAGACUGUGCGGCACAGCCGGACUUACAGGAGGAAAUAGUGGUGCGACUCUUCUUUGCUGAGGUUUUCAGUGCCUUGAAGAUUCUGUCAGCUGGCGGCAAUUUUGUGGUUAAGAUGUUCACUCUGUUUGAGGCCUGCAGUGUGUCGCUGUUGUACAUGCUGAAUUGCAUCUUCCACCAGGUCCACAUUUUCAAGCCCGCAACAUCCAAACGAGGAAACUCUGAGGUUUAUGUGAUAUGUCUGGAAUAUCAAAAAGACACUCCUGGUUUAGGCCGCAUUCUAGAAGCAAUUCAAGCCAAAUUAGAGCAGCCGAAUGAUACAAUGGUGAUGCCAUUAUUUGCCAGAUCUCAUAUUCCCCAGGACUUCCUCAUGCAGCACGAGAUUGCUUGCCGGUUGUAUGCGAAGAUGCAAUCGGACGCCAUCGAGGGAAGCAUCUACGCCUUUGAAUCUAAUGAUCGCCAUUAUAUGCGUCACUUGCACCACCUUCGAAGCCUUGUCUCAGAUACAUACUAUCAGCGCUAUAAGGUUCAAGUUUUGGAGGACAGACUUUGCCUUGUGAACAAGGAAGCCACGAACAAAGCUCUUGGCUUCUUCGUGCCAGUAUACGGUGGAUCUUACACCGAAAGGGAGGACCUGAAACACGGUGAUCUUCUCAAGCAGAUCUACUGCUUGCGACGGGAGUUCAACCAAUUGGAAAAGUGCCUCCAUGGCACUAAAACCUCCAAUUAUGUUAAGGAUGGAUCAAAGGCUUUGAAGUUCCGGGUAGCUAGAGGAGCUCUGGUGAAAAGCCUGCAGAGCAGCAUGUUUGCUUCAGAGCCAAUUCUCCUACUGCGUCUCCGCAUUCUUGACAUAUUUGGUAUGGAUCCAAUUUGGCAGACGGCUCCCAAGUGUCAUUUAGACAACAAGGUACUCAACUAUCUGCCACCCUCCGAAAACGAGACUUUUCACUCGGCUCAGCGCAAAUUCUUUAUUGAUCUCCUGGAGUUUAUCGAUGAAAACAGACCUCAAAGUGUUGUUUUCCACAAGUUCCUGUUCCUCACUCAUUAUUCUGCUUCUGUUCUCCUAUUUUUAAUGGAAAUGGUUUACGAGGAAUCUAAUUUCGAAAGCAAAUCGUCACAGACUUUAGCUCUGAGUAAAAUAGGAGCCACCGGUAGCGGAGAAAUUAGGGCUGUAAUUAAUAUACUAAAGGAGAAUCAGGAGUUGGAGAUUCACAGUCUCUUCGAAAUCAAGGAACUCCAGAAGAACCAUUUCAGCAAUCUUCUCAUCCAGCACAACAAUAAUGUACUCAUGAAUUGUUUCCAUGGCAUGUUGGGCGAGGAAGCCUUCCCCAGACCGGUUGCCAUAGCUCCCAACGUAACCAACGCGAUCAAGGAACAGCCAGCAGUUUGUUAA
Messenger RNA from Drosophila bipectinata, 2220 nucleotides. RefSeq names its product cap methyltransferase 2 (gene aft). Lineage: Eukaryota; Metazoa; Arthropoda; Insecta; Diptera; Drosophilidae. Gene Ontology annotation, molecular function: methyltransferase cap1 activity. The record is from RefSeq and is a predicted model, not a curated record. Gene Ontology annotation, cellular component: cytoplasm; nucleus. Gene Ontology annotation, biological process: 7-methylguanosine mRNA capping.